GAAGGUCACACGUCGCCAAACUUCACAUCGGAGUUUGAGGGUGACGGACAUCAAAGAGAGGACCAUUCAGUUUAGCAAAAUACUUAGGACACAACAACAGCAAAAACUGUUUAGGAGGUAGUAAUAGCACUUCUCCGUUUCUGUGUAGCUUUUCUUCUAUUUUGUUUUUGUAUCUUAUCGCCUUGAGAGAGGUUCUUCUCUCUUUUUCCACCGGUGACGUGUGGCACAGUGUUAGCGGAGUGUCCUUUGCCCCUUUGUGCAAAGUCGUGCCUUCGACCUUGGCUUCCUGUGCUGAACGGCACAAAUCCGUACCGCACAGAAGGGAAAGGGUAGCAGCCCUAACCCCCCCCCCCCAAAAAAAAAAAAGAAACAUAUACCUUUUCUGCUUUUAGUUUACUCUCAGUCGGAACUAGAGAAAAUUUAGCAAUGACGGGGACAGCCGCCGCGACGCACGCCGGUGACGAGCACCACCAUGAGCACCCCACCAGUGCGGCACCGUACGAAACUAUCAAAGCACCGUCCAUGGCCUCCCAGGACUACAUCAACAACCUGCCCGCCUUCGACACCGCAAAGCCGAUGCCACCGCCGCGCACCGCCGUGGAGCGCUUUACACGCAUUCUGCAGAUGCAGUUCGGCCAGGACCCGGACAUGCCCACCCUGGGCCACAACGUUGAGCGCAAGUACCACGGCUUCUUUGACUACCUGUUGAGUCCCAUCGGCCCGCUGCGGCCCCGCACGUACGUCGACGCCAACACGCGACCGAACCCAUGCCCGGAGGAGUACUGGUGGGCCUCGUGGCGCUGGCCACGCACCAAGUACGUGAACGCCAAGGUGCCGCCUCCCGUGGACGGGAAGUACACCGAUUACUACCACUACUUAGCCUACAAAAAUUGGCUGGAGCGGGAGCGGGAUGUGUACGUGGCACACGCCAACUUGGUGCAUGAGAUGACCUCGCGCUGCCUGGUGAAGGAGGGUCAGUACAACGCGAUGAAGAACUGUCGACAUCUCUACCACAAAGGGUUCGCCAUGUCCCGCAUGGAGGAGUUCAACCAGGCGAUGCUGUACAUGGCGAUGACAGGUAAUGCGGCGAUUCGUGAGACGCCAUACCCAGACAACUUUGUAGAGGAGAAGCGGAAGAUUUAUGACGAUUGGCUCUACCGCACGCGCAUGCGCAAACCCGGAGAUGCGGCGUAG
Molecule: messenger RNA, 1194 nt
Organism: Leptomonas pyrrhocoris
Lineage: Eukaryota; Euglenozoa; Kinetoplastea; Trypanosomatida; Trypanosomatidae
Product: putative mitochondrial NADH-ubiquinone oxidoreductase complex I subunit
Exons: 1
Coding region: 427-1194 (255 amino acids)
Source: RefSeq, a predicted model, not a curated record